Messenger RNA from Plutella xylostella (diamondback moth), 2724 nucleotides. It is a transcript of the gene Vps4, whose product is annotated as vacuolar protein sorting 4. Lineage: Eukaryota; Metazoa; Arthropoda; Insecta; Lepidoptera; Plutellidae. Gene Ontology annotation, molecular function: ATP hydrolysis activity; ATP binding. The record is from RefSeq and is a predicted model, not a curated record. Gene Ontology annotation, biological process: endosomal transport; vacuole organization.
AUUGGAUUUUGACAAGCAGAUGACAACUGACAUUGACAAAUACGGAAUUCUUGGUGGAUUUUGCUUUAAUUUAACAAUUUUUUGGAUAAAAUAUCGGUUUUACGUCUUAUUUAGGACCUUAUUCAAGUAAAUUUUCAAUCCUGCUAACAUUCAUGAUUACCUGCUAAAAGAUGGCUUCAUCUAAUACACUUCAAAAGGCGAUUGAUUUGGUGACCAAGGCCACAGAAGAAGAUAAGAACAAGAACUAUGCUGAGGCACUACGCCUCUAUGAGCACGGGGUUGAAUACUUCCUCCAUGCUGUGAAGUACGAGGCCCAGGGGGAGAGGGCUAAAGAAAGCAUCCGGGCUAAAUGCUUGCAGUACUUAGACAGAGCAGAAAAGCUGAAGGAAUACCUCAAGAAGGACAAGAAGAAGAAGCCAGUAAAAGACGGUGAAUCCAACUCCAAGAGCGAAGACAAGAAGAGUGACAGCGACAGUGACUCUGAUGAUCCAGAGAAGAAGAAGCUACAGGGUAAACUAGAGGGCGCCAUUAUCAUUGAGAAACCACAUGUCAAGUGGAGCGAUGUUGCAGGUCUAGAAGCUGCUAAGGAAGCCUUGAAAGAGGCUGUCAUCCUACCUAUUAAGUUCCCGCAUUUAUUCACAGGCAAGAGAAUACCCUGGAAGGGCAUCCUUCUGUUUGGACCACCUGGUACUGGUAAGUCAUACCUCGCCAAGGCUGUAGCUACCGAAGCCAACAACUCCACAUUCUUCUCUGUGUCAUCCUCAGACCUUGUCUCCAAGUGGCUUGGUGAGUCAGAGAAACUUGUGAAGAACUUAUUUGAUCUUGCACGCCAACACAAGCCAAGUAUCAUAUUCAUUGAUGAAAUAGACUCCCUGUGCUCAUCACGAUCUGACAACGAGUCUGAGUCGGCCAGGAGGAUCAAAACUGAAUUCCUUGUCCAAAUGCAGGGAGUUGGAAAUGAUAUGGAUGGUGUCUUGGUGCUUGGAGCUACCAAUAUCCCGUGGGUACUGGACUCAGCUAUCCGGAGAAGAUUUGAGAAGCGUAUCUACAUUGCCCUGCCCGAAGAGCAUGCCCGACUCGAUAUGUUGAAGCUUCACCUUGGAAACACAAGGCACCAGUUGUCAGAGCAAGAUCUGAAGGUGUUAGCUAGCAAGACAAAGGGAUAUUCUGGAGCUGAUAUCAGUAUUGUGGUCCGUGAUGCCCUUAUGCAGCCAGUACGCAAAGUGCAGUCAGCUACUCAUUUCAAACGAAUAACAGGACCAAGUCCUACCAACCCGGAGCUUAUUGUCAAUGAUCUGUUGGCGCCAUGUUCGCCUGGUGAUCCAGGAGCUAUAGAAAUGACAUGGAUUGAUGUACCAAGUGACAAGCUGGGUGAACCACCAGUUACUAUGUCAGAUAUGCUGAGAUCUCUGGCCACAUCCAAGCCCACUGUCAAUGAUGAUGAUAUGAUUAAGCUCAGAAAGUUCAUGGAAGACUUUGGACAGGAGGGCUAAAGUGUAUUAUUGUCGCAAAUGAUGAGAAUUUAAGAUUAGCGAUUGAUAGCCUACAGUUACGUUUAGAAUAUUGUCAGAUGGAAAUUUUUAUUUUUGUAAGAAUUAUAACAGUUGAACUGCCUGUUCCACCUAGCUUGCAGGACUGAACUGCAGGAAAAGUACCUAGUUAGAGUCAAAUUAAUACGCCUGUCUUAUGUAAUUUAUUCCUUUUUCAAGCAAUAUGUGUAUUAUACGAAACACAGUACCUAUCAGCUUGUAAAUUUAUAGCAUCUGUCAGAUGCCUAGGUCACCAGUUUCCCCUGUUUAAUAUUUAGGUACACCAAUUUGCCUUCAUUAAUGUUUUAGAUAAUAAAAUUGUGUAAAAAUCUUAGACUUACUUAAAUUCAGCAUAACUUGUGUACCUGUAUGUAUAUUAGGGUAGGACACAGCUUGAUUCCACAUUAUUGUGCCUACAUUACACUACCAACAAAAUAUUAUCUCUGUAUUUGAUGUAAAGCGUUGCAGUAAUUGUAUAGUAAUUCAAGGGGUUACCUACACAUUGUUUAAUAUUAAAGAUUUAUUACGGCUUUUGAAAAUUCUUAAAGACCCUGCAUUUUUUAAGAAUUGAUGACCAGUAAACUUUAUUUAAAAACAGAUUGUAUGCACCCAUUCGGCUUACAAUACAUUUUUGCAACAAUUUGUAUAUGUUACAUAAUAUUACAAUUUACUUACUUGAUUUUAUCUUAGGACAUAAAUUAAGGUUUCUUUUAUACAUAUUAUAAUUUGUAUGCUUACGAAUUAAUAUAAAACCCUCUUCUAAUGAGUACCAAAACACUAUCCCCUACAGGCUAGACAGUGGCUCAACCCUAAAAUACCUUUGGAUUUUAAUUACUCGACUAGAAAUGACGGCACCCCGAUUUUGUAAAGUCAGUGUAGAUAUUACUUGAGUUCUGAAAUAAAAUUGUGAUUUUAAUGUGAUAUGUUUUGGCAAAACGAUACGAUUGCAUUUUUCAAUUGAAUUUAAUUAUUUCCACUUACUAACCAUAAUAAUGUAUUAAUGUUAUCAACUAAAAUCUUUUGUAUAAGUUUGCAUAGGUUUUAAGAGCCUAUGUUGAAUAAUUAUAUUACUAUAAAGUGUUGUAUCUGAAAUUCAUUUUGUAAAAUUAAUAGUGUUAUUAUUAUACAGGUUAAUCUUGUGUAAUUUCUGCUUUGUUAUUUAAGAUAUUGUAAUAAAGUUUUAUUGAGUAUCGAA